AAUUUGAUUUUUCUUUUGAAGGAAGCAGCACUUUACUACACACAAGACAGAAAAGAGGAUUGCUUGGCUACCUGUAGAGAUGUCUGUGAACGCGCAUCUCGUCUGAACUCGGGCAACUGGCCGUUCCUUCUUACGAGAGCAUUUUACAUCAUCUCUGCUUUGUACCGACAAACCAAGGAAUUUGACUUGGCCAAAGAGUAUAUAGAGAAGUCCUCUGAGUGUCUGGAGCUCGUUGUUCUGAGUGAAGAAACCGCAGUAAACAGGUACAAUGCUGCAGCCCUUUUGGCCGAAAAAUCAGCUGAUGUUGGCAUAACAGCCGACGAAGAAAUAAAUGCCCAGCGACUUUUUGAGGAAGUUGCGGGAUUUUGGUCACAGCUGAAAGAAAACGAGAGCAUGAUGAGAUACGUCAUCAGGAGCCACAAUAGAAUGACCACGUAUUUUUUAAAGACAUCCCGCACGAGAUUUCCUGAUUUAGGUAAAGAGGUCUCUGAAGUUGACAUUGUCAAGGCGGGCACUGCUAUCCAGAAAGUAGAGAGAAAUCUACUUACUCAAUGUCCCAAGAGAUUGGAAGCCACGUUCCUAAUCGGGAAGGCAGACUACUUCAUCCGUAGGGCGACUAGGAGAGGGUUAGGCAUAUCGGAGGGAGACAGGAAACUAGAUUUCCAAAGAGCCAAAGAUGAACUUGACAAGGCGAUGCGGAUUUCCCGAGAGCUUAUGAUGCACAAGGAGAUCGAAGGAAUAGAAGAUCGGACGAGAACUAUUCAAGACCUGAUUACACGUGGUCUACGGUGGUUUGAUGACCCACCUCCCCCGGAGCCUGCGGAGGGCAACGAGCCAGGGGAGGGAAACACGAAUGAUCUGGAAGAUUUGUUUCAGAACCUGCUGAUUAGUGAGGACAAGUCAUCACAAAAAUUGACUCUGGUGUCGUUUCUUCGUGUCGUAUCUUCUGCUGUCGUAUCUUCGUAUCUUCGUGACGCGUAUGUCUCAGCCUUAGCUAGCCCGGCCAAAUUAGAUCUUGUAGAUGCAGAAGCAGCCAAGGUUCGUUCCAGAAUAAGAUGGGCUGAAGAAGGAGAAUCCUCCACUUCGUAUUUUGUGCGUCUUGAGAAGAAACAUGGUGGUGAAAGCUGGUUUUCGGCUCUGAAAGAUGAUGACAAUGUUGUCUCUGAUCUUAAUGGAAUUAUGGAUGCUUGGUCCAAUGUUCCAAAAUGUGAGGGCCUCUUUGAGGCUGAUGAGGUAUUUCGUGACUUGAAUGGCAUGGCCAGAGGUACGAAACCUGGCUCUGAUGGUCUGUCAGUUGAUUUCUACAUUACAUUCUGGGAUACUCUUGGCACUGACCUUGUUGACGUUCUCAACUCAUCGUAUCGGGAUGGCUUUCUUCCUAGUUCUUCCUGUAAGGGUCUUUUUAAUUUGACCUUUAAGAGGGGUGACCGCCUUGAUCGUAAGAACUGGCGUCCUAUCACCCUUCUGAGCUUGGAAUUUAAGUUGUGUGCCCCGUACCGUGGUUGCUCGUCUUUUGCAAGUCAUUCAUUUUGUGGUCCAUUCUGA
Molecule: messenger RNA, 1545 nt
Organism: Orbicella faveolata
Lineage: Eukaryota; Metazoa; Cnidaria; Anthozoa; Scleractinia; Merulinidae
Molecular function (GO): protein binding
Source: RefSeq, a predicted model, not a curated record